This is a messenger RNA of Impatiens glandulifera, 553 nucleotides long. RefSeq names its product ATP synthase subunit epsilon, mitochondrial. The transcript is spliced from 2 exons. Gene Ontology annotation, molecular function: proton-transporting ATP synthase activity, rotational mechanism. Gene Ontology annotation, biological process: proton motive force-driven mitochondrial ATP synthesis. The record is from RefSeq and is a predicted model, not a curated record. The coding region runs from base 89 to 295 and encodes 68 amino acids. Gene Ontology annotation, cellular component: mitochondrial inner membrane. NCBI's taxonomy places the organism in Eukaryota, Viridiplantae, Streptophyta, Magnoliopsida, Ericales, Balsaminaceae.
UGAGAGGAAUUUAUAGAGAGAGAAACAGUGUAAAGGGCGAAAGAGAGAUAGAGAGAGAGUAUCGGAACAGGAGAAAAGCGACGAACAGAUGGCUUCCAGUGCGGCGGUGCCUUUUUGGAGAUCAGCAGGGAUGACAUACAUAACGUAUUCAAACUUGUGCGCUAAUCUUGUCAGGAACUGUCUUAAGGAGCCCUACAAGACCGAAGCCCUAACUCGUGAGAAGGUUCACUUCACCGUUUCCAAAUGGGCCGAUGGCAAGCCUCAGAAGCCAACCACACGAUCGGACACUCCAUGAAUGAUGCAUGAAGAUGUAGCUGAGUUUUUCAUCUUCGAGAAUUUAUUCUAUGGCCGGUCUCUUCCGUUUCAUCAGUUUGAUGUUAUGAUGCAUUUCUUUGUCAAUAAUGGCAUAAACAAACACUUUAGAAGGACAUGUUAUUAUUAUCUUGAAUUGGGUUUUGCUUAAUAAGAUUUGACUUGCUGAAAAUGGAAAAAACAUGUAUUUUCAUGUUAAUGAUAUAUGCAAGAAUAUUCUAUUUCUAGUUUGGAAAGUAUU